AUGAGCCCUCUGCUCGAGGAGUUCAAGAACAACAAAGCGCGGCGGUUCGAGCUCGGCGACCUCGCGGAGCACGUCGUGGAGUUUUCCAGCGACCAGCACGGCUCGCGGUUCAUUCAGCAGAAGCUCGAGACGGCGGCUCCGGAGGACGCGCAACUCGUGUUCGACGAGGUCCUCCCCGCCGCGCACGCGCUCAUGACGGACGUGUUCGGGAACUACGUCGUGCAGAAGUUCCUCGCGAACGGCACCCCGGAGCAGAUCGACGCCAUCGCGGGCGAGCUCAAGGGCCACGUCUUGUCGUUGUCGCUGCAGAUGUACGGAUGUCGCGUGAUUCAAAAGGCGCUCGAAGUGAUCGACGAGGACGCGCAGUGCGCGCUCGUCGCCGAGCUCGAGGGCCACGUCUCUCGGUGCGUCCGCGACCAGAACGGCAACCACGUCGUGCAGAAGUGCAUCGAGUGCGUGGCGCCGGCGAAGAUUCAGUUCAUCGUCGAGGCGUUCUACGGCAACGUGUUGUCGUUGUCCACCCACCCGUACGGCUGCAGAGUGAUUCAGGCGCGUUCUAUACACUGGGUCUUGGAGCACUGCACGCCGGAGCAAAAGAGCGAGGGGAUCAUGGACGAGAUCCUGAGAGAGGCGACGAGCUUGGCGCAGGACCAGUACGGGAACUACGUCGUGCAGCACGUGUUGCAGCACGGCGGCGAGGGCGAGCGCAAGACGAUCCUGCAGACGCUCGCGGGUCAGAUCGUUUUGCUCGCGCAACACAAGUUCGCGUCCAACGUGAUUGAAAAGUGCCUCACGUACUGCGGCGCGAGCGAGCGGCAGAUCAUGAUCGACGAGAUGCUCGGGAAAACUGACGAAAACGAGCCGUUACAGGCGAUGAUGAAGGACCAGUUCGCGAACUACGUCGUCCAGAAGCUCCUCGAGGUGUGCGACGACGGGCAACGCGACCAGCUUCUCACGCGGAUGCGCGUGCACUUGGGCAACUUGAAGAAGUUUACCUACGGGAAGCACAUCGUCGCUCGCGUGGAGAAGUUCGUCGCGUCCGCAUCGACGGCGGCGAAUUCGGCGGGGAUCGAACCGGCGGCGACGGCGACGGCGAGCGAGGGGGGCGAGGACCAGGACGACGCGCGACCGGCGGCUGGUUCGGCGGAGACGGGGUUUGGAGAAGAAGGCGACGGCGGCGAGGACGACGCGCAGCUGUCGUCGUCGGAGGGCGGGAAAUCGGGCGGCGGGGGCGCGGAGGCGUACGGUGCGUCCGCGGACGUCGGCGAGCCCGCGGUCUCGGCGUCGUAG
Molecule: messenger RNA, 1290 nt
Organism: Micromonas pusilla CCMP1545
Lineage: Eukaryota; Viridiplantae; Chlorophyta; Mamiellophyceae; Mamiellales; Mamiellaceae
Exons: 2
Coding region: 1-1290 (429 amino acids)
Biological process (GO): post-transcriptional regulation of gene expression
Cellular component (GO): cytoplasm
Molecular function (GO): mRNA binding
Source: RefSeq, a predicted model, not a curated record